Messenger RNA from Bombina bombina (fire-bellied toad), 768 nucleotides. RefSeq names its product anterior gradient protein 2-A-like. Gene Ontology annotation, molecular function: dystroglycan binding. Gene Ontology annotation, cellular component: endoplasmic reticulum. The coding region runs from base 69 to 575 and encodes 168 amino acids. Lineage: Eukaryota; Metazoa; Chordata; Amphibia; Anura; Bombinatoridae. The transcript has 8 exons. The record is from RefSeq and is a predicted model, not a curated record.
GGACUGUAUUGCCAGAGUUACAGACUAAAGCUGAAACACUUUCUUGGCUUUGGAGUCAAGCUAUAAUAAUGGAGACAAUUCUGAAGUCUGUGUUUCUCCUCCUUGUUGCUACCUCAUUUGCACUUGCCAAAAAUACGUCUGCAAAAGAGAAAGCUCCAACCAAAGCACCUCAAACACUCUCCAGGGGGUGGGGCGAUAACCUUCAAUGGGUUCAGACAUAUGAGGAAGCCUUAUUCAAAUCUAAGUCUGGAAACAAACCUUUAAUUGUCAUUAACCAUAGAGAAGAUUGUCCUCAUUCCCAAGCUCUGAGGACAGCAUUUGCAGAACACAAAGGCAUCCAGGCCCUAGCACCACAAUUUGUACUUCUUAACGUAAUUUAUGACCCUACAGAUAAGAAUCUGCUCCUUGAUGGUCAAUAUGUACCCAAAAUUGUCUUUGUCGAUCCUUCCCUUGUAGUAAGAGCAGACAUUCCUGGAAAAUAUUCAAACCAUCGUUACACUUAUGAGCCAAGUGAUAUUGAUUUGUUGUAUGAAAAUAUGAAGAAAGCUCUGAAACUCCUGAAGACAGAAUUGUAGAAGGUGUCAUUCAACUUACACGUUUUUGUAGAUCCAUAAUAUAUUCAUAUUGUGAAUGUGUAUUGAAAAAGUUAUUAUAUUCCUAAACUAUUAUGCAAAUUAGCAAUGUAUGUAGAAAAUUACUUUUUUUUAACAUGUUCCAUGCUUCUCAACUGAAAGCAAAUGUUUUUUUUAAUAAAUCAACUUGAGGUUA